Merops nubicus (carmine bee-eater) is the source of this 280-nucleotide messenger RNA. RefSeq names its product 39S ribosomal protein L23, mitochondrial-like. The record is from RefSeq and is a predicted model, not a curated record. Gene Ontology annotation, molecular function: structural constituent of ribosome. NCBI's taxonomy places the organism in Eukaryota, Metazoa, Chordata, Aves, Coraciiformes, Meropidae. The transcript has 3 exons. Gene Ontology annotation, cellular component: ribosome; mitochondrial large ribosomal subunit. The annotation marks the transcript as partial. Gene Ontology annotation, biological process: mitochondrial translation.
GUACCCGCUGUACCAGCUGGGCGGCCCGCAGCUGCGCAUCUUCCGGCCGAACUUCUACAUGCUGGCGGUGAGGCCCGGCGUGCCCCAGCCUGAGGACACCGUCCAGUUCCGCGUCUCCAUGGAAAUGACCAGAGUGGAUGUCAAGAAUUACCUUGAAAAAAUAUACAAUGUGCCAGUAGCUGCUGUGAGGACGAGGAUCCAGUAUGGUGCAAACAACAAGAGGAACCACAAGAACCACAGGGUGAAGAAACCAGAUUACAAGGUGGCCUAUGUCCAGCUG